Messenger RNA from Sabethes cyaneus, 1982 nucleotides. It is a transcript of the gene ScpX, whose product is annotated as sterol carrier protein 2. Gene Ontology annotation, molecular function: acyltransferase activity, transferring groups other than amino-acyl groups. The record is from RefSeq and is a predicted model, not a curated record. The coding region runs from base 198 to 1832 and encodes 544 amino acids. The transcript is spliced from 5 exons. Lineage: Eukaryota; Metazoa; Arthropoda; Insecta; Diptera; Culicidae.
AAUUUCUACUCAUUCCGUGUCUCGAUCUCAUCAGCUUAGUUGGUCGCUGCGGCACUUCUGCCUGCGUACUUUAAUCACGAUUAAGAAUUACAUUUCAAGCAGUGCCCUAGUUUAGCCCCGGUGUCUAGCAAGUGAUAAGGAGAUAGUUUUUGAACGAAUACUUGUACAGGGCAGCUUCAAAAUCAAAAGGAAGAAUUAUGGGAGUGCCUAAAGUUUACGUCGUCGGUGUCGGAAUGACUAAAUUCGAGAAACCCGGUCGCCGGGAGAACUUUGACUAUCCGCAGAUGGCCAAAGAAGCGGUGACAAAGGCGCUCAACGAUGCUCGCAUCAAGUAUGGAGAUGUUCAGCAAGCCACGGUCGGCUACGUGUACGGUGACUCAACCUGCGGUCAGCGAGCCUUGUACGAGAUAGGCUUCACCGGUAUUCCCGUCUACAAUGUGAACAACAACUGCUCGACUGGGUCCACAGCGCUUCUGCUGGCAAAGCAACUGAUCGAAACCGGAAACAAUGAUUGCAUUUUGGCUCUAGGCUUCGAAAAAAUGGAACGUGGUUCGUUAACUUCCAAAUACAUGGACCGAACCAAUCCGGUUGAGCUGCUGGUUUCCGCUAUGGCUGAAAAGUACGACAUCACCGGGGCCCCACUUUCAGCGCAGCUGUUCGGUAAUGCUGGCCUGGAGCACAUGCAAAAAUAUGGCACUAAGCCGGAACAUUUCGCCAAGAUUGCCUACAAAAACCAUAAACAUUCCACAAACAACCCCUACUCACAAUUCCAAGAUGAAUACUCUUUAGAUCAGAUUUCCAAGUCGUCUAACGUGCAUGAAUUCCUUACGAAGCUACAGUGCUGUCCGACCAGCGAUGGUGCUGCGUGUUGCAUUAUUGCAUCGGAAAGCUUUGUGAAACGACACGGACUAGAGGCACAAGCCGUCGAAAUUAUCGCAAUGGAAAUGUCUACCGAUCUGCCAUCGUCGUUUGGUGAGGGAAGUGCCAUGAAGAUUGUGGGCUACGAUAUGACCCGCAAUGCGGCAGAAAAAGUUUUCGCUAAAACCAAUUAUAAGCCACAGGAUGUGGAUGUGGUAGAAUUGCAUGAUUGUUUUUCAGCGAACGAACUGAUCACGUAUGAGGCACUGGGACUUUGCCAGCCUGGUAAAGCAGCAGAAUUCAUCGAUCGUGGCGAUAACACGUACGGAGGUCGAGUGGUCGUCAAUCCUAGCGGUGGGUUGAUCUCUAAGGGACAUCCGCUAGGAGCUACUGGGUUAGCUCAGUGUUCGGAAUUGUGUUGGCAGCUGCGAGGCGAAGCUGAUAAGCGACAAGUUAAAGGAGCUAAGCUUGCCCUACAACACAACAUUGGACUGGGUGGUGCUGCUGUUGUGGGACUGUAUCGGCUGGGUUUCCCCUAUACUAGGAAUCCUAUCAAUCCCAACUUGACUGCCGCCGGAAAGAUCAAAGACACACCUGAAGGCUUCCUUGUAGCUCCGUACAUGAAACUGCUGGAAGAGGCCAUGGGAGAUGACAGAGAUAAUCUGAUCGAAAGAGUUCGUGGAAUUUACGGUUUCAAGGUUACUAACGGACCUGACGGAGCCGAAGGCUAUUGGGUUAUCAACGCUAAGGUUGGUAAAGGAUCCGUCACUUACAAAGGAACAGAUAAACCCGACGUAACUUUCAUUAUAAAUGACAUCGAUGUUGUGGAUUUGAUAUCCGGUAAACUGAACCCACAGAAAGCCUUUUUCCAGGGUAAGGUUAAGAUUCAGGGCAAUAUGGGACUUGCAAUGAAGCUGGUGGAUCUGCAAAAGAGCGCAAACUCCGGUAUCGAAGAGUUAAGAGCCAAAUUGUAAGGUAUGUAGGGCGGUAUUUACAUAUUUGUAUUAUAUAUAUGUUAGCUAUUGGCUCCGUCGCGGCAUUUUUAAAAUGUAUCGGUUAAGAUCAAUUGUGCGAAGCAAUUUUUGGAUAUUUUUUAUAUAAAUAUAAUAACACAAAGUGGUGAU